AUGCUUUAUCUUAAUUAUACAAUUGAUCCAACCUCUGAAGACCGGUAUCAUUGUAUCCAUGCUGCUGGAGUACAUACUGUUGCAUUGCCAUGGUUGGCACAUUAUGAAAAAUUUUGUGCAGAAGAUGAAGAAGAACCUCUGCCAGACAUGUCCUUGCAUGAUAAAAGUAUCGUUGAACACUUGAUUUGCACAAAGCCAUUGACUUCCAGUCCUCCCUUUCCGAUCCUUGGCUUGGCUACUAUCAACAACCAUCUUUUGGGCAAUAACCUCAUUGUUCUUACUACGGAUAUGGAUUUCUUAACAAUUCCACUGAGUGACCAUUAUAAAUUACCGCCAGCAAUGAUUAGUGCAAUGCAAACCACUUCAAAAACUAUGGGUUCUCCCUUCAAAGAACUCUCCAAGGAGCCUUUUGAUAAGCAUAUCUCAAAGAUCCUCCAGAGAACAACCAGCACACCACUACUCAAGGGCAGCAAGACAAUGAACAUUAGCCAAGAAGAAUGCUACAUGCUCCUGAUACGAAGUACCAAAGUUUUUAGGGAACAGUAUAUACAAAAGCAAGACCUGGCCAUGGAAGAGAUCAAACGAAGAAUCAAUAUUCUUCAAACCCACAAAACCCACCAACUGUCUGCACUAGAAAACCUGGAACACUCUAAGAAUCUCUUAAGAGAUUCAACACAGUCUCUGGCAGAAAAAUAUGAAAGCUGCAAAGAAAAUCAAGACCAGCUUUUAAACAGGUAA
Acanthosepion pharaonis is the source of this 738-nucleotide messenger RNA. NCBI's taxonomy places the organism in Eukaryota, Metazoa, Mollusca, Cephalopoda, Sepiida, Sepiidae. The record is from the annotation of a GenBank genome assembly.